Messenger RNA from Ylistrum balloti, 1605 nucleotides. Its product is annotated as major facilitator superfamily domain-containing protein 3-like. Gene Ontology annotation, molecular function: transmembrane transporter activity. Gene Ontology annotation, cellular component: membrane. The record is from RefSeq and is a predicted model, not a curated record. The coding region runs from base 195 to 1472 and encodes 425 amino acids. Gene Ontology annotation, biological process: transmembrane transport. The transcript is spliced from 5 exons. NCBI's taxonomy places the organism in Eukaryota, Metazoa, Mollusca, Bivalvia, Pectinida, Pectinidae.
AUAGUAAAACUUUUCCAAUGAUUCUAUUAGGUUAUCAACGAGACAGAACAGACAGAGAAAUAUAUAGACGUCAGAGUUCUACUAGUACAGUACAGACAAGACUCAAGUGAUGAUUAUAACCUAAUCACUACGGAAACAUUACAACAAAAUAAUUGUCAUCCAAUUCCUCCAGUGUUAUUGGCUGAAAAAAAUAAAUGAUGAGGAAUAUCCUGCUCCUUGCUGUGCUGUACUUUCUACAAGGCUUGCCAUAUGGACUACAGGCUAAAUUUCUGCCUGUAUACUUCAGGUCACAUGGUAUGAGUUUGACUGACAUCAGCCUCUUCAAGUUACUGCUGUUACCCUGGAUGUGUAAAGCAUUGUGGGCCCCAUAUGUUGACCGUUAUGGCACCAAAAGGGAUUGGCUCAUGUGGAGUAUGUCAGGGUUAGCACUGACUUGCAUAGUUGGAGCGUUUUCUCCACCUGAACUCAUCAUUCCAUUGGGUUGUGUACUCUUCCUUUUCAAUCUUUUAACCUCCACUCAGGACAUUGCUGUGGAUGGAAUAGCUAUACAUAUGCUGUCAUCAUCUGAGCUGGCGUACGGAAACAUCGCUCAAGUAGUUGGCUAUAAGGUGGGCACAUUGGUCAGUGGAGGUGUCCUGACCUGGUUAAGUGAUCACCUGCCCUGGUCAUUACUCUUUUUUGUUUUAGUUGGUGUUUAUUCCCUAUCAACAUUUUUUGUGACAAUUGGCAUACCACAUACAGAACGGACACACCAGGAAGAUACUGGAAAAAGUGAACAAAGCUCCAAACGAACAGAUAAUGAAGAUGAUCAGUAUGGAUGGUUUUUCAGACAUCUAGUAGACGUAUACAGAUCAACUGGGACUAAAUGGAUUAUUGUUUUUGUGCUUCUAUAUAAACUUGGGGAACAAGGAGCAAUUAGUAUGGUCCCACUGUAUUUGGUAGACAAAGAUCUGCCAAUGUCAAAAAUUGGAUUCUGGACAGGAAUUGUUGGACAACUGGUGUCUAUUUUUGGUUCAUUUCUUGGAGGAUGGCUGAUAUCACAUCUCAGCUGGAGCACAGUGGACCUCCUCAAAGUGUCAUGUAUGUUGCGGUUAUUUCCACUUACCUCUCAGAUCCUUGUAGUAUGUUUCUGGUCUGAAGAAUAUGUAUCACUGUGUUAUGUGAUAUCCGUCUUGAGUAUGCUCACUAUGUUACUCAUUAGUGGUACGGUAACCACAGCAACCUUUACUAUGAUGAUGCAGUGCUCACAGCUAGCGCCCUCUCAGAUCCAGGCAACACACUACACUGUGCUGGCUACACUGGAGGUUCUAGGAAAGCUGACCUUCUCUGUGGUGACUGGACCUAUGACAGAUGUUUUAGGAUACAGAUAUGUGUAUUUAAUAUUUAUAGCACUCACUGCAUUUCUACUACCAUUGUUCAGAUACUGUCCACCAAGUUUGGAAGAGAAAGCAAAUACAAAUAAAAAUAAUUAACAUAUUCAUCAUACAGCUCAUUUUUAGUUGAUUUCAAAAUUAAUACUAUGGAAGUUGGUGAGCUGGAGGUGACUUCCUUCUCUUCCAAUAGUAUUUUCUUUUUUUGAUGUCGCAAAUAAAGACAAAUAUUAAA